This is a messenger RNA of Manis javanica (Malayan pangolin), 4107 nucleotides long. The record is from RefSeq and is a predicted model, not a curated record. Lineage: Eukaryota; Metazoa; Chordata; Mammalia; Pholidota; Manidae.
GCCUGUUUACUCAAGUUAGAUGUAGGGGCCUGUGGAAACAUGAAGAGGAUAAAUAGCUGUGUGAAGAGUGAUGAACAUGUCCUGGAGGAGUUGGAAACAGAAGGGGAGAGGCAGCUGAAAAGCCUCCUUCAGCAUCAACUUGAUACCUCUGUGUCCAUUGAGGAAUGUGUAUCUAAAAAAGAGAGCUUUGCUCCUGGUACUAUGUACAAGCCCUUUGGGAAGGAAGCAGCUGGGACUAUGACUUUGUCCCAGUUCCAGACACUGCAUGAGAAGGACCAGGAAACUGCUUCCCUCAGGGAACUAGGGCUCAGUGAAACAGAAAUCUUGAUCUGGAAGAGCCAUGUUUCAGGUGAAAAGAGGACGAAACUGAGGGCAACCCCUGAAGCAAUACAGAACCGUCUUCAAGAUAUUGAAGAAAGGAUCUCAGAGCGCCAGCGCAUCCUUUGCCUACCCCAGAGAUUUGCAAAGAGCAAGCAGCUGACCCGGCGAGAAAUGGAAAUAGAAAAUUCUUUAUUUCAGGGAGCUGAUCGUCACUCCUUCCUCAAGGCUCUUUAUUACCAAGCAUACCACAAAAAGACAAGUGCAGACAAGUACAUGACCUCAAUGAAGAGGAAGAUAAAAUUAGGCACAAAAGAUGAACCCCAAAAGAAGAACAAAGGUGAUCCCAUGAACAACCUGGAAAGUUUUUACCAAGAGAUGAUAAUGAAAAAACGUCUUGAAGAGUUCCAACUUAUGAGAGGUGAACCCUUUGCUUCCCACUCACUGGUCUCAGCUACAUCAGUGGGAGAUAGUGGCACAGCUGAGAACCCAUCAUUACUCCAGGACGAGGGAAAACAGGCAGCACAGGGUAAAGGUCCCAGUCUCCAUGUGGCAAAAGUUAUUGAUAAUUCACCUGAGCGGUGUUGGACUGGGCCUAAGAAGCUGACGCAGCCAAUAGAAUUUGUCCCAGAAGAUGAGAUCCAGAGAAAUCGUUUGUCAGAGGAAGAGAUCCGAAAAAUUCCUAUGUUUUCUUCAUAUAAUCCAGGGGAGCCAAACAAGAGCCCCAGGAAAGAAUGCACACUGUGGCAAGAAAAACUAACUGUUGUUCAUACAUGAAGCAACUUCAAUGAAGUUAGGUUGGGAAAGGUGCUGACCUCUAAGAUCUUUGGAAAUUUGUGGAGUCUGGAAAACUAAAGACAAACAAGACUGCACACCAUCACUGUAUCCUAGUUGACACGGUUGUAUCCCAUACGGGUACUGGUUAACAAUUCUGGUACUGAUAUACAUGUAUAAGGAAAGGUAGCAAUGGAUGGCAGAUGGUGGAAGCCAGGUUUCUCACUGUUGGAAUUUACAGUUAAGCAAAGGGAGGAAGCUAGAAUGAUCCAUGUGAUAAUGGUUUAGAGUUGGAGACAUCAUUGUGAAUUCAUGUUUAGCAUAAAAUAGAUAUAUAUGGUUACAUGGAGAAAUAUUUAUAAAUAUGUGUAUACAUACAAGUCAGUAUAAACGGUUUUUCUUCUCUGUCAGCUGAGAGGGUCUAAAUGAAACGACACUGCAGCAGCAACAAGGUCUUAGUUCCUAAUACCAUUCUCUAAUAAAAGGAACCAGAGCUCCUUCAAGAAAUGGUUUGUUCUAUUACUGGGGCAGGAAAUAUACGAGAUGAGCCUUGAGCAUCUUGAAAUGACAAAAAGUAAGGAAAUAAUAAAAACAACAUAAAAACAUUGUUGGGGGCUUGUCAAAGAUGCACAGGAGCCAACUGAAAGAGUUUCCAAUAACCAAUGUUGGAACAAUUUGUGACAAACUAAGUAAAUUAAUAUUGGAUUAUAACCCAAAGUAUAGUAUAAGAAUCUAUGUGUCCAUGCUGAUAAUAAAUAAAAUGAAUAAAUCAAUAAAUGGGGGAGACAAAUAUCCCAUGCAGAGUUCUAAAUCAUUUAUGUAGGUGUUCUACCUAAAGAAGGGAGAGUAUAACUCCCCACUUCGUGGUUUUGAACUACUUAUAAUGACUUCUUUCCAAAGUGUACAGUAUGAAAAGGCAGAAAAAAAAGAGCAACAUUAUAAUAUAGAAACCGAGCACAUACUACUUCAGCCAGGUGAUCCAAGGCCAAUGUCAACAUGAUUUAUGACUGUGCAUGCUUCAUUUGAUAUGAUCAAAAUUACACUUUUGCUCUGUGGGCUUCCUCCUAAUAAUACAUAAUCUCAAUCUCACCAUGAGAAAACACCAGAAAAAUUCUAGUAGUGGGGCAUCUUACAAAAUAACUGACCAUUACUCCUCAAAACUGUCAAGAUCAUUAUAAAGAAGGAAAGUCCAAGAAACUGACACAGCCAGGAAGAGCCUAAAGAUACAUGAAAACAAUGUACUGUGGCAUCCUGGAUGGGAUCCUGGGGCAGAAAAAGGACAUUAAGGAAAAACUUAGGAAAUCUAAAUUAACUAUGGGCUUUAUAUAAUCAUAUAGCAAUACUAAUUUAUGCAAGCUAUAGUCAAAUGUAAGAUGUUAAUAAUAGGGAAAACUGAGGGUUACAUGGGAACUCUUUGUAAUACUUUCUCAGUUUUUCUCUAAAACAAACUUAUAAAAAGUAAAGUGUUUAAAAAAAUUUUAAACAGGUAGCUGCAGAAUACAUACAGUAUAAUAACAUUUGUGUAAAGUUCAAAACGUAAAACAAUACUGUGUAUUGCACAGGGAUGCUAGGAAGAGCUUCAUCCUCUAUUAUCAUUUGGAGUUUGUUUUUCUGUUUCACAGAAAUGCUUAUCUUGUAUUCAAGUCUAGCGAUAUCUUUGUGUGUACCUUUAUAUAUAUGCAUACAUAUGAAUAUAUAUGUAUGUUGUGGAUAUACACAUACAUACAUACCUGUGUAUGGGAUAUAUGUAUGUAUGUGUGUGUCUGUGUUUUUGGAGCAGAGAAGAUGCAUCCAAGCAAGAAGUGACCGAGCCACUUUGACUAGAAGCCCUCUUGAUUUUUAAAAAAUGUUCAUAUCAAAGGGAACAAUCUUAGUAUGAAUCUUUCCUACUUUUGGUGAGAAUAUUGCAAUAUGUUUCACAUACCCUUUUCUAUGAUUAUUUAAUUUGAUGAUACUUUCAUGAUGAGUAUUUCAGGGUCAAAACUCUAGCUCACCUGUAAUCACUCAGAUAAAUCAUAAGUCAGUUGCCCUAUGCCCUUGCUUUUAAGAUACUAGUUAAAUGCUAAAUAUGUGAAUAUUCAGCUUCUAAAGACUUUGAGAUAGAGUCUACUGCUUAUUACAAUGUUUAAUAUAUUCAUACCUUCUAAUGGUUAAGUCAUUUAAAUGGGCUUUAUUUUUUCUUUGCUUUUGCUGCUCCUGUCUUAAUUCUUCUCAAGUUCCUUUUAUCUAUAAAGGGUAUAACUUUAUGCCAGCUAACAUAUAGAGAUGUCUCUUUGUCACUCCAUCCAUUUUUUAUUAUACUAAAAUAUGCAUAACCUGAGAUCUGCCCUCUUAACAAAUUUUUAAGUGUACAUUACAGUAUUGUUAGCUAGAGGCACACUGUUGUAUAACAGAUCUCUUGAACUUUUUCAAAUUUCAUGACUGAACUUUAUAACUAUUGAAGAGCAACUCCCCAUUUUCCCCUCCUCCACACUCCUGUCAACCACUAUUCUACUUUAUGCUUCAAUGAGUUUGACUACUAUAGAUACUACAUAUAAGUGUGAUCAUACAGUCUUUGUCUUUCUGUGACUGGCUUAUUUCACUUACCAUAAUGCCAUCAAGGUUCACCCAUGUUGUAGCAAAUGACAAGAUUUCCUUCUUUUUUUCUGACUGAAUAAUAUUCUGCUCUAUGUAUAUACAAUAUUUUCUUCACCCAUUCAUCCAUGAUGGAGAUUUCGGUUGUUUCCACCUCUUGGGUAUUGCAAACAGUGCUGCAAUAAACGUGUGAGUUCAGAUACCUCUUUGAGGUCCAGAUUUUAAUUAUUUUGAAUAAGUACCCAAAAGUGGGACUUGCUGGUCCAUGUAUGAUAGUUGUAUUUUUAAUUUUUUUGAGGAAACUCCAUACUAUUCUUCAUAGCAUCUGCACCAUUUUAUAUUCCUACCAACAGUGUGCAAGAAUUCCAGUUUCUACAUCCUCGACAGCACUUAUUUGAGGAAAUGUCUGUUUAGGUCUUUUGCCUGUUUUUGAAAAUUGGG